AUGAAAUUUUAUGGAGCUACUGGACUCUAUCCCUACAAUCCAGAAGCAAUACCAAAUGAAGCAUAUGCUCCCUCUGUUCUGACUGAAAGACCACCAGAGCAAGAACAUGUAGCCACAGUAGAUAUAUCUCCUGCUCCUGGUCCUUCCAAUAUAAAUUUACGAUUAAUUGAUAGUCCUAGAGCGGACAGUUCCGACUCCGAUCAGACAUAUUUUAACAGAAGUCCAUGUUCACCAUCUUUGCUACAACCAAUUGGGCCUAUCCCUUUAUCACCACCAUCUAUCCCAGAAGCAUAUAGUCGCUUUAAUAAGAAAAUAGUAAACUACAGCUCAACUGAUACAGAUCCUGAAAAUUACCACACUACAAUCACCAGACCAAUAAUUUAUAGUUCUGAGUCUGAUUUCUCUUUUGACGAAGCAUUGAUUUCCCAACACAUACAUCGCCCAAAUUUCGAAUCUAUAACUAAUAUAUAUAGUUCUUCCGAUGAUGAGAACAGAAACCCAGGAUCAAUGGAACAACAUACUCCUAUCCAACAGAUUAAUAUUUCAAGUACUCAUGUGGACGUAAUAGGACGUGACCACCACCUUGUAUCAAGCGACGAAGAUUCAGAAGACAAUAUUCCUUUAGAAAACUUGAGAGUUCCUUCAAAUUCUGCAACAACAUCUUCAUUCCAGCAAUUGAUACCCACACCUAAUUAUGUUGUUAUUAAAAAUAAACCAAGGCGAAGAAAGGCAAUAAAUUAUAAGGGUCGCAUAAUAACAAAAGAUUUAUUCAAAGAAAAGGAAAAGAAAAAAGAAAUGAAAAGAAGCAGGAAAACAGAACACGAAUCUCAAAGAUAUGAAAAAUCACGCAAAAAACCAAAGACAGACUUUAAAAAAAAAACAAAAAAGACCAAAGAAAUAGAUGACGAUAAUGAUAAAUGGUACUGCCACGCGUGUAAUGCUGAACGUUGUGAAGAUAUGCGUCAGUGUCCACUCUGCCGAAAAUGGUUUCAUGAAGAAUGUCUUGGUUUGACCAAAGAAGACAUAGAUUUUGAUUUAACAUUUGAUUUGAACUAA
Messenger RNA from Arctia plantaginis, 1056 nucleotides. NCBI's taxonomy places the organism in Eukaryota, Metazoa, Arthropoda, Insecta, Lepidoptera, Erebidae. The record is from the annotation of a GenBank genome assembly.